Messenger RNA from Pygocentrus nattereri (red-bellied piranha), 5333 nucleotides. It is a transcript of the gene snrka, whose product is annotated as SNF related kinase a. Gene Ontology annotation, molecular function: tau-protein kinase activity; ATP binding; protein serine/threonine kinase activity. The record is from RefSeq and is a predicted model, not a curated record. Gene Ontology annotation, cellular component: cytoplasm. The transcript has 6 exons. Gene Ontology annotation, biological process: intracellular signal transduction; microtubule cytoskeleton organization; protein phosphorylation. Lineage: Eukaryota; Metazoa; Chordata; Actinopteri; Characiformes; Serrasalmidae. Bases 421 to 2847 code for a protein of 808 amino acids.
AGAGGGAAGAGGAGCGGAGCGGAGCGGAGAGAGGGAAGAGCAGCAGCAGCAGCAGCAGCAGCAGCAUUAGGGCGAUUUCGCUGAGAACAGCAGUUCCUUCCCUCCAGCAGCGUUUGCAGCACAUUCAUCAGGAACCGUGUGAGCGCCGCCACAGCAAAUCCGAAGUGCUGAACUUCAUUCAGAAGGCUUUUGUUGAACGCCUUCAGAACUGGAUCAGAUAGCUCGACCCGGUUGUUCUUGUCUCGGCGUAUUUAACCUUAUAAUGCUUUUUAAUGUUCACCGGAGCGAGUGGAGCCUGGCAUCAUGGGUUUGCUGUUACCAGCCAGUGUGCUGAAGUGAGCUGGACCCUCUCUUCACUGUAAACUCUUCCCCUCCCCCAGGGGUUAUCCCCUACUCUCAUCUAACGGGGGACCAGCAGUCAUGGCGGGCAUCAAGCGUGGCUAUGACGGCAAGAUUGCUGGACUGUACGACCUGGACAAGACAUUGGGCCGCGGGCACUUUGCUGUGGUUAAACUGGCGCGCCAUGUCUUUACUGGGGAGAAAGUAGCAGUGAAGGUCAUCGACAAAACCAAGCUUGACACGGUUGCCACUGGUCACCUCUUCCAGGAGGUUCGCUGCAUGAAGCUGGUACAGCACCCCAACAUCGUGCGCCUCUAUGAAGUCAUUGACACCCAGACAAAGCUCUACCUGAUCCUGGAGCUGGGGGACGGAGGGGACAUGUUUGAUUACAUCAUGAAACAUGAGGAGGGUCUGAAUGAAGAGCUGGCUAAGAAAUACUUUGCUCAGAUCGUUCAUGCCAUCUCCUACUGCCACCGGCUACAUGUGGUGCACCGCGACUUGAAGCCUGAGAAUGUGGUGUUCUUUGAGAAGCAGGGCCUGGUCAAGCUGACCGAUUUCGGCUUUAGCAAUAAGUUUCAGCCAGGGAAGAAGCUGACGACCAGCUGCGGCUCUUUGGCAUACUCUGCCCCUGAGAUUCUGCUGGGGGAUGAGUAUGAUGCACCUGCAGUAGAUAUCUGGAGCCUAGGAGUGAUCCUCUUCAUGCUGGUAUGUGGACAGCCUCCCUUCCAGGAGGCUAACGACAGUGAAACCCUCACCAUGAUCAUGGACUGUAAAUACACUGUACCAACCCACGUCUCCAAUGCCUGCAAAGAUCUGAUAAACCGGAUGCUGCAGAGAGAUCCCAAGCACCGAGCCUCGCUGGAGGAGAUUGAGAGCCAUGCGUGGCUGCAAGGUGUGGACCCUUCCCCGGCCACCAAGUUCAGCACGCCCCUUGUGUCCCACAAGAACCUGUCUGAGGAAGAACACAACAGCAUCAUCCAGCGUAUGGUGCUAGGAGAUAUCGCAGACCGUGAGACCAUUGUUGAAGCCCUAGAGACUAAUAAGUACAACCACAUCACGGCUACCUACUUUCUGCUAGCGGAGAGGAUCUUACGGGAGAAGCAAGAGAAGGAGGUGCAGCCACGGUCCUCCAGCCCCAGCAACAUUAAGGCCCACUUCAGGCAAUCCUGGCCAACUAAAAUCGACAUGCACCAGGACAUUGAGGACAGUCUGGCGGCUUCGUCUAUCUCUCACGCAGGGGGACCGCAGUCUCCGGCCCGUAGCGCAGAGAACUUGCUAAAUGGCCACCGCAGUAAAGGGCUCCUGGAGCUGGCCCGACGGGAGGAGAGCAGCGAGGCAUGCAGUAGCUCCAUUCCAUCUGGCCCAACAGCCCUUGUCCCUCCAAGUCCCCUCAAGGCCAGCGGUGUGGCCCUACCUACAUCAGCCUCUGCGAAGCAGCGCACCUGCCUCUUCCGGGUGGAGGAGGAUGAGGAGGAAGAGGAGGAGCAGGAGCCAUCUCCACUCCCCACCCAGGUAAUCCUGCGCCGCAAGCCACCAUCCAUCACCAACCGUCUGACGUCACGCAAGAGUGCCCCUGUGCUUAACCAGAUCUUCGAGGAGGAGGGCGAGUCGGAUGAUGACUUUGACAUGGACGAGAGCCUGCCACCAAAGCUCAGUCGUCUUAAGAUGAACAUGGCAUCGCCCGGCACAGCACAAAAGCGUUACCACCGCCGCAAGAGCCAGGGCCGCGGCUCCAGCUGCUCUAGCUCAGAGACCAGUGAUGACGACUCAGAGAGCCACCGCCGUCGCCUGGACAAAGAAUCCGGGUUCACAUAUAGCUGGAACCGGAGGGACAGCAGCGAAGGGCCACCAGGAAACUCUGGAGGGAAUGGAGGGGGUGGCAGCAGUGGAGGACAAAGCAAACCCCCAGGGGAGGGCAACUCUGGACCGGACAGAGGUAGCCCUCCUGGAGGUGGCAGCAAUGGUAGUGGAGAUAGUGGUGGGAAUGCAGGAGGCGGGGGAGGGGGUUCUAAAGGACAGGGAAGCCCCUCCAGCUGUUCCAGUGGCAGCAACAACCCCUCGUCUGGAUCAACUCGCAGUGCAGCCAGGAGUGCCGGCGAACUGGUGGAGAGCCUAAAGCUCAUGAGCCUGUGUUUAAGCUCACAGUUUCGCAGCUCAAGAGCAGGUGGAGGAGGACAUUUCAUCAUCGAUCCGCAGAACCUCUCUAGCGUCAAAGUUCAGGAGAAGUCCUCCUGGAAGAUGUGCAUUGGCUCCAACAGCAGCCUGGACAAGGUGGCUGUGCCUGGUCAUGCUAGCAAUGUCAGUGGUGGGUCAGUGGAGCGUUACCCGGACCAAACGGCAACCAUGCUGAAUGGACUAGGUCUAGCCAAGGAGAACAACCUGAACUUGAAAAACAAUGUGCUCCAGCUACCUCUGUGUGAAAAAACCAUCUCCGUAAACAUCCAGAGGAGCCCAAGGGACGGGCUGCUUUGUACGUCUGCCCAGGCCAGCUGCUGCCAGGUCAUAUGAUGGCGGGUUGCAUGACUGGUCCUCGUAGCGGAUUGCUCUUAUCGCCAUAUUUGUAGCAUAAUGAGGACUUGAGUACUCUUCCAGUAGCUGUGUAUGACCUUUCCUGACCCUCAGCAGACCUUUUUGCCACCUGCCUUCUAUGUCGUCUUAAUCAUUCUUACAACAUAUUUAUUGAGUUCCUUUUUUUUCCUUUUGGGGAUUUUAUGAGAUGCAUGCUGCUAGCCUUUGUUGUUUUUUUGUUUUUGAAAGAGGGUCCUUUUUAGUCCCACUGAGCAUUUUACAUUUGACUCCCUGCUGAUUUUUGUUUUCUCUACUUCUUUUCCCAUCACUUUUUUUUUUUUUUUUUUUUUUUUUGGCUUUUAAUCUCCUGAAAAAAAGCGCUUAAUAGAUUACGGUUGGGCAUUGGUCAGUCAAUCAAAUAGAAUUGUAGAUCUGUAUGACAAAAUAUUUAAUAAAGAUAAAUAUAACCAAAAGUGUGACAUAGUAGCACACACUAGUUAAUAUGAGCACUUAUGUUCCCAACAGAUAUAAAUCAAGACCCAAAUUAAGUCCAGUCAAAAUAAUAAAGCCUAUUUUAUUAACAAAACAGCACCAGGUUUGAUUACUGCCCAUGUCUUAAACUAAAUCACAAGUUUACAAUUUAGCAAAUGAUCUUAUUUAUUAAUUUGGAGGCAGAUGAUUCGCUGUGGCGACCCCUAAAGGGAGCAGCCGAAAGAAGAUCUUAUUUAUUAAUUCAGUUACACAUUGAAUAGUGUAUAAUAGUUGUUUUUGACUUUCAAACUACUUUCAGCAGGAUGUAUUUAAAAGAGUUGUGAAUACUAAUAACAAGCAGUUUUUACAUCUACGAUUGAAUGUGCUUUUUUUCCUCCUAAUUUUAGGUAUUUUCCUAAAACAAAACUUUACUGACAAUCAGUCAGGAAAUUGAGUUGUUUCUUGUAAGAAUUACAGGAGUAUCUGUGUAACUUGGAAUUUGUGAUAUACUGACAAAUUGUUCUCCUGUGAUUCUGAAAAAUAAGCUUUAGUUUACCGAUUCAGUCUUAAAGUUUUAAAUAUAUAUACUACAAAGUGAACACAGAUGAAGCAGGAUAUUGUGUGUAGUGAGACUGAAUUUGUAAUUGAUCUCUCUGAAAUACCCACUGAAUAUAAUUAUUUCAAAAAUUCAUCCAAAGAAGUAACAUUCAUAUCCAAACAGAAGUCACAUCUUUUUUGUCUUUUUGCACCCAUAUGUAGAUAUUAAGACGACUUGGUCUUGACGCUGCAGUAGUGUGCAAGGCCCACAGGUUUGGAGAAAGUAGACUUGCUGGAGUUGCACAGAUACUGGCUGCAUCCGAUCUGUAAGGAAUCCGUUCAAACAAUGCUCAAAACUUUGGCUGUGUUCUGAAGGCUUUUUUUUUUUUUUACUGGAGGAAAGGUGGAAAAUUAAGACGUGCAUAAUUCUCUCCACACUAGGAAAUGAAUUCCUAGGUGGUGUUAAGCACUAAAUCUCAGCCCAGCUGUUCUCACCUUAGUCUUUUUUUUUUUUUUUUUUUUUUUUUUUUUUUUUUUUGCAGUUCACACUUUUGUUACUGUAUGUGCCAGUCUCCAAUUAAGGCUGGCCUUAGAUGUCUAUAGGGUAUGUAAAUAUGUUUUUAAAAGUUUAUUUUGUUUGAAAAGACUGCUGAUUUAAAAUGCUGUGUUGAAUACAGGCAUCGGGUUGGCUUUAGAGUUAAAGCCAUGCUGGUUCAUCACCUGGCAGCCUGGCUCCAGGUAUUCUUGAAACCUUAACAAGCUUCUUACAUGUGGCCACUCUUUCAGGAAAUACAGCGUCAGGAGUUGGCUUGUGAAUGACCAUUACCUGGUGUAGAGGGUGAGAUAAAAGCUAUAAAGGGCCCAUGCUGAACCAGAGUGGAGUGGAGUGGGGUAGGGUAAGAGAUUUUAAAGGGCAUUGGCAAUAAGCUAUAAGUUGCAGCUAUUUGUAAAUAUACAUAUUUUUGUUUUAUAUUUCAUAACAUGUACAGCAUUAGAAUGGCUCACUUGACCGAAAAAAAAAGAAUUAUCUUGAGUAUUUUUGUUUUUCUUUUUAAACAAUAAGGUCUGUAAAUAUUGAUGUAAAUAUGGUGCUCUCUAUAGAACUGCAGUGUUGGCCAUCUUGGUUCAUAGCUGUAAUAUAGCCUUAUUAGUUCUGAGUGUCUCAAACAAAUUUAGCAAAGUUGAAAAAGAAACCAGUGCUAUAUUCAUAAUGUCAGUCUCAGACUUUUGUCCUACCCUGGUGUAAACAGGUGAAAUGACAUGUGCAUGUGUUGUACGUUUGACAUAAUUGAUCCACGUACGUUGAGGGAAAAGAACCACCACAAAAUGUUACUGGACCAAAACCAUGUACUGACUUAUAAAGAAAAACGACAGUGAAAAAGCAAAAUGAAUAAAUGUUUUGUUGUUGAAAUUUGUCCUCAGAAGUUACAUAUAGCUAUGGUAAUGUCUGAAAUUAAAUGUUGUGGAAAAUGUCUUUA